Hydra vulgaris (swiftwater hydra) is the source of this 2085-nucleotide messenger RNA. RefSeq names its product acyl-coenzyme A synthetase ACSM3, mitochondrial. Lineage: Eukaryota; Metazoa; Cnidaria; Hydrozoa; Anthoathecata; Hydridae. The record is from RefSeq and is a predicted model, not a curated record. Gene Ontology annotation, biological process: fatty acid biosynthetic process; acyl-CoA metabolic process. Gene Ontology annotation, cellular component: mitochondrial matrix. Gene Ontology annotation, molecular function: fatty acid ligase activity; fatty-acyl-CoA synthase activity.
AAUUAAAAACAUAAAAAAACACGAAAUAGUUCUAGUUUAUCGUCUUUUUGUUGUAAUCAUAAUUUCAGACUAUUUAAAAAAAAAAUCUUUUCAAUUUAAGGUCGUGGCCUAGAAACUGAAAAUGGCUAUUUGUAUGAAACAUUUUUGGAAUCAAUCGAGAAACAAAUUGUUGAGAUUGUUUUUAUCGAGAUCAGCAUCGUCAAAUUUUAAUGUUGGAUUCAACAAUUAUGAAAAAGAAUAUAAAAACUUCAAGUUAGAUGUUCCUGAAUACUUUAAUUUUUCAAAGCAUGUUCUUGAGGAAUGGAAAAUAAAAGAAUUAAAUGGUGAAAGACUUUCUUCAUUUCCUGCGUUCUGGUGGGCGGAUGAUUAUGGUAGAGAAAUUAAAUGGAAUUUUGAGACACUAAUAUUGGAGUCAAACAAAGUUUCAAACAUUUUAUCAGAGGUGUUUGAUAUUCAGUUCAGAGAUUGUGUUAUGGUUGUACUUCCUCAACUUCCUGAGUGGUGGCUUAUUAAUAUUGCAUGUCUUCAAACAGGAGCCAUAAUAAGUCCUGGAACAUCUUCUUUAAGAGUAAAAGAUUUUCAGAACCGUUUACUUGCCUCGAAGGCAAAGUGUGUUAUUACUAUUCCUGAACUUACAGAAGCUGUUGACAAAGCAUCUGAAGGUAUAACUUCACUUAAAAAAAAGGUUUUUGUUGAUUUCCAUAGCAACUUUGAGAGAAAUGGAUGGUUUUCUUUAAAUAGACUAAUGAAUCAAGCUUCUAAUAAGUUCCAGUGUUUUAAAACAAGAGCAAGUGAUCCUUUGGCAUGGUUUUUCACUAGUGGAACAACUGGUUUGCCUAAGAUAGCAGAGCAUACUCAUGCAAGCUAUGGUUUAGCUCAUAAAAUCACAGGAAGGUUUUGGUUGGAUUUGACACCUAAUGAUGUUAUGUGGAAUGUUUCGGAUACAGGAUGGGCUAAGUCAGCAUACUCAUCAUUUUUUGGUCCGUGGUGGCAAGGUUCUUGUGUUUUUGUCUACAAUACACCGCGGUUUAAUGCAAAAAAAACAUUAGAGAUUCUUCAAAAGUAUCCAAUAUCAGUAACUUGCUUACCGCCAACCGCUUACAGGCUUCUUGUUUUAGAAGAUAUCAAAAAGUUUUCUUUUAAUAGUUUGCGUCAUUGUGUAUCAGCUGGUGAGCCUUUGAAUCCACAGGUGAUAGAGGUUUGGAAAAGAGAAACUGGACUUUAUAUAAGAGAAGGUUAUGGUCAAACUGAGAUGACUUUAAGUUGUGGAAUGUUUCAAUGCAUAAACAUGAAACCUGGCUCAAUGGGUAAACCAACUCCUGGCUAUGAUUUACAAAUUAUUGAUGAUGAUGGUAACAUAUUAGAACCGUUUGACGAAGGUGAAAUAGCUUUAAAAUGCUUUCCAGUUUAUCCUGUUGGUUUAUUUAACAGAUAUGUGGGUGAUCCUGUUAAAACAAAAGAGUCAUUCAAAGGAAACUUUUACCUAACUGGGGACCGAGGUUAUAAGGAUAGAGAUGGAUACUUUUGGUUUGUUGGUAGAUCAGAUGAUGUUAUUAACUCAGCAGGAUAUCGAAUUGGACCUUUUGAGGUAGAAAGUGCUUUAAUUGAGCAUCCUGCUGUUGUUGAAUCAGCUGUAAUCGGUGUUCCUUGUGAUAUUCGUGGUUCGAUUGUAAAAGCCUUUGUUGUUUUGGCUGAUGAUUAUAAAGCCCACAACAUGAAUUUGAUGGUUAAGAUGCUUCAAGAUCAUGUAAAAAUGUGCACUGCACCCUAUAAAUAUCCUCGAAAGUAUAUUUUGUCUUGGUAUGACUGGCAACCACUUUUAUUUUCUGAUUGAAUUCGUUGAAUCUUUACCAAAAACGAUAAGUGGUAAAAUCAGGAGAGUGGAAUUAAGAAAAAGUGAAAAUAAAAAAUCAGGAGAUUGAAUGAAAAUUUUGCUAGAUCGAUCCGCAACCCAAGAUAUUAUACUGAAACGUUUGGCUGAAAGCACUGGACAUCAAAGUAAAAUCUAUCAAUGCCAAAUAAAUCGAUAGUAAAACAAUAUUAAUCAAUUACAAUAAUCCGAAAAUAAAACGCUUUUUUAUUAAA